This is a messenger RNA of Monopterus albus (swamp eel), 3034 nucleotides long. It is a transcript of the gene hspa4a, whose product is annotated as heat shock protein 4a. The record is from RefSeq and is a predicted model, not a curated record. Gene Ontology annotation, molecular function: ATP binding; ATP-dependent protein folding chaperone. The coding region runs from base 89 to 2605 and encodes 838 amino acids. Lineage: Eukaryota; Metazoa; Chordata; Actinopteri; Synbranchiformes; Synbranchidae. The transcript has 20 exons. Gene Ontology annotation, cellular component: cytosol; nucleus. Gene Ontology annotation, biological process: protein folding.
CAGCUUGCCAGUACAGAUCAGAGACACCGGUAACAGACAGCAGUGUGGAUUAUGACUAGAAGUUAAAGCGACAAGACGGACGCUGAAGAUGUCAGUGGUGGGAUUUGACUUGGGUUUUCAAAGCUGCUAUGUAGCUGUAGCCCGAGCCGGGGGAAUCGAGACAAUUGCUAACGAGUACAGCGAUAGAUGUACACCAUCAUUUGUAUCAUUUGGACCACGAAACCGAUCAGUAGGAGCAGCUGCAAAGAUCCAGGUGGUGACCAACUAUAAGAACACAGUGCAGGGCUUCAAGCACUUCCAUGGCAGGGCCUUCUCAGACCCCUACGUCCAGGCAGCCAAGUCUAACUUGGUGUACAGCCUGGCACAGACGCCCUCAGGAGCCACUGGUAUAAAGGUGAUGUAUAUGGAGGAGGAGCGAGUGUUCAGCAUUGAGCAGGUCACCGGCAUGCUGCUGACCAAGCUGAAGGAGACUGCUGAAAGUGCACUGAAGAAACCAGUUGUAGACUGUGUCAUCUCUGUCCCGAGCUAUUUCACUGAUGCAGAGAGGAGGUCUGUCAUUGAUGCAGCUCAGAUCGCAGGCCUAAACUGUCUACGACUGAUGAAUGAGACCACUGCAGUGACUUUAGCGUAUGGUAUCUACAAGCAGGAUCUGCCUGCUCCAGAAGAGAAGCCCAGGAUAGUGGUGUUUGUGGACCUGGGCCACUCCAGUUACCAGGUGUCAGUGUGUGCCUUCAACAAGGGAAAGCUCAAAAUCCUGGCUACAGCAUUUGAUUCAGGUCUUGGUGGGAAAGACUUCGAUGAUAUCCUGGUCAACCACUUCUGCGAGGAGUUUGGGAAGAAGUACAAGCUGGAUGUCAAGUCUAAGCCCCGGGCUCUCAUGCGGCUCUACCAGGAGUGUGAGAAGCUCAAGAAGCUGAUGAGUGCCAACUCCUCUGACCUGCCUCUCAACAUUGAGUGCUUCAUGAACGACAUCGACGUUUCCAGUAAACUUCACAGAGGUCAGUUUGAGGAGAUGUGUGCAGAGCUGCUGGCCAAAGUAGAGGCUCCCCUGCGCAGUGUCAUGGAACAAGCCAAGCUCAAAAAAGAAGACAUCUAUGCAGUGGAGAUUGUUGGUGGUGCCUCCAGAAUCCCUGCCAUAAAAGAACGAAUCAGUAAAUUCUUUGGCAAAGAGCUGAGCACCACCCUGAACGCAGAUGAGGCUGUGGCCAGAGGCUGCGCGCUGCAGUGUGCUAUCUUGUCACCAGCUUUCAAAGUCAGAGAGUUCUCCAUUACAGAUGUUGUUCCCUAUUCCAUCUCCAUAAAAUGGAAUUCAGCUGCAGAGGAGGGCCUGAGUGAUUGUGAAGUUUUCCCAAAGAACCACGCAGCUCCCUUCUCCAAAGUUUUGACCUUUUACCGGAAAGAGCCCUUCACCCUUGAAGCUUACUACAGCAAUCCCAAGGAGCUACCCUACCCCAACACCACUAUAGGCCAGUUCCUGAUCCAGAAUGUGGUUCCUCAGGCAUCCGGGGAGAGUGCAAAGGUCAAGGUUAAAGUUCGGGUCAACGUUCAUGGUGUGUUCAGUGUUUCGAGCGCAUCCCUUGUAGAAGUCAUAAAAACUGGGGAGGGUGAGGAGCCGAUGGAGAUGGACCCGACAGUGAAGGAAGAGGAGAACAAAAUGCAAGUGGACCAGGACGAUCAGAAACAUGAAGUCGGAAGCAGCGGAGACAAGAAAUCAGAGAUUGAGGAGAUGGAGACAACAACAGAAGACACCAAGCAGGAGAAGAAGAAUGAUCAGCCCCCUCAGGCGAAAAAGCCCAAAGUGAAAACGAAGACAGUGGAGCUGCCCAUAGAGAACAAUUUGCACUGGCAGCUGUCCAGUGAAGUACUAAAUAUGUUUGUGGAGAAUGAGGGUAAGAUGAUAAUGCAGGACAAGCUGGAGAAGGAGAGGAAUGAUGCAAAGAACAAUGUUGAAGAGUAUGUGUACGACAUGAGAGACAAACUGCACGGAGUCCUGGAGAAGUUUGUUAAUGAAGCUGACCGUGAUGGAUUCUCAUUAAAACUGGAGGACACAGAGAACUGGCUGUAUGAAGACGGAGAGGACCAACAGAAACAAGUUUACAUUGACAAACUGGCUGAACUGAAAAAACUUGGCCAGCCUAUUCAUGAGAGGUACAUGGAAGCUGAGGAGAGGCCAAAAGCAUUUGAGGAGCUUGGCAGACAGAUCCAGAUGUACAUGAAAAUCAUUGAAGCUUACAAGGCAAAGGAUGAGCAGUAUGAUCACCUGGAUGAGCUGGAGGUGACUCGAGUGGAUAAGCAGGUGAAUGAUGCCAUGGCCUGGAUGAACAGCAAAAUGAACCAGCAGAACAAUCAGGACCUCACUCUGGACCCAGUGGUUAAAGUUGGGGAGAUCAAGGCCAAGACUAAGGAGCUUUAUUCAGCCUGCAACGCCGUGGUGUCCAAACCCAAGUCCAAGGUGGAGUCUCCUAAGGAAGAGAAGACAGAGAAUGGGCCAGUAAAUGGGCAGGAGCAAACAGAGAGCCAGCCAUGCAACCCAGACAAAGCCGCAUUCACAGGCACAGAACAGGAAACGGUGGAGAACAAGCUCCCUGAAAUGAACAUUGACUAACUGUUGCAGCUGCCACUCCUCUGAGUUUCACCUCCUCCUGUUCUGCUGAUGCUCUUGUUCUCCUGAGAUUGUUAUUGAUGACACAGUAGCCUCUAUUGAAGACACAGACAGCAUCAUCCCUAAUCAGUACUGCUCAUCACUCUGCCUCCUUGGCAUGUCAGUUAAUUUCUUUCAGUACAGAAAUAUUGCUUAAUAUUAAUAUUAAAUUGACUGCUUUAUGGCAUAAAGUUGUGAGCAUGGGAUGGAAACUGCUUUCUCCUGUUGCUUUGAUGGCUGUUUUGUUAAAUAUUGUUUUUAUUCAGCAGCUCCUGAUCACAUAAGAAUAAGAGUCAGAUUUGAACAAUUGUAAGCGAAGUGAUUCUGCAGAAGAAAUCUAAUAAUGCACACUGGAUUUGUAUUGGAAGUGUAAAAUAUUGCAGUAUAUCUAAA